This is a messenger RNA of Plasmopara halstedii, 207 nucleotides long. RefSeq lists its product as uncharacterized. The coding region runs from base 1 to 207 and encodes 68 amino acids. The transcript is spliced from 2 exons. The record is from RefSeq and is a predicted model, not a curated record. NCBI's taxonomy places the organism in Eukaryota, Oomycota, Peronosporomycetes, Peronosporales, Peronosporaceae.
AUGACCAGGGUGUCAUUGAAUGCUCAACUUUGUGAGGCACUAAACACGACGUCUAUCUGCCAUGUUCCAAACCUGGAACAAGGCCGAACCACUAUCAAUAGCGAGAUGUGCAUCACGCUGCUUGUCACUGUCUCAGCUCUGAGAGGAGGAAAGACAGAGUGUGCAACAAACGUAAGAGGCAACGACACAUGCCAAACUGGGCUUUAG